AUGAGGGAACACAGGAUAUCAGGAUUAAAAAUUGCUCCUGAAAGUCCUACUUUGUCACAUCUCUUUUUUGCAUAUGACACAUUAAUCUUCUGUAGAGCAUCUAAAGAAGAAGCAGGUAAGGUCAAACAGCUGCUAGAGAUAUAUGGAGAGGAAUCAGGACAACGUAUAAACACAGAGAAAUCAUUUGUGCUAUUUAGCAAGAACACGGAAGAGAGCAGCAUUGAGAAGAUUCUGAAUGCGUUGGGAGGAAUGAAACAAGUGAGGCAGAGUAAAUACUUGGUGCUUCCUAUGAUAAUUGGGAGAUCUAAGAAACAUGUUUUCAAAUAUAUAAGAGAAAAAGUGAAUAGUAGAAUCAAUGGAUGGAAGGAAAAACUGCUAAGCCAAGCUGGUAAAGAGGUGUUGUUGAAAGCAUACCAAACUAUGCUAUGA
This is a messenger RNA of Coffea eugenioides, 429 nucleotides long. RefSeq lists its product as uncharacterized. The record is from RefSeq and is a predicted model, not a curated record. NCBI's taxonomy places the organism in Eukaryota, Viridiplantae, Streptophyta, Magnoliopsida, Gentianales, Rubiaceae. Bases 1 to 429 code for a protein of 142 amino acids. The transcript has a single exon.